UUUUUUUAUAUUCUCAAAAUUCUACUCAAUAUUUCCUUUUCAUUGCGGUCAUACCGAUCAAACAUUUAUCUUGCUGUUAUGUCAGUUCAUAGCUUUAUAUCAGCAAAGAAUUGCUGCAUGGUAAUGAGAAUUAAUCUUGAUUGCAACGCUUGCUGCAGGAAAACAAGGAGAAUCAUUCUCAACAUGAAAGAAGUAGAAUCACACAUGAUAGCUAAGCAAGAAUGUAGAGUAGUGGUAUGUGGAAGGUUUACACCAGCAGAUGUUGCUAUAAAGUUAAGGAAGAAGAUGAAGAGAAGAGUUGAAAUACUGGAAAUUCAAGAGUUUGCUGAAACUGAAAGACAUGAAGACCCAAGGCCUAUGGUCUCUCUUACUAAUUAGCACUCACAUUUUAAUUUUUUUAAGGAAUUUGUUAGCACAAUUAAUGUAUUCUUUAGAUAAAAAAUUGUUUCUGUGUAGAAUUUGUUAGCUAAAUUCAUUUCUUUCAUAUGACAUUUUUUUAUUUGGAUAAAGCUUGUUUUAAAAUUGA
This is a messenger RNA of Mercurialis annua (annual mercury), 526 nucleotides long. RefSeq lists its product as uncharacterized. The record is from RefSeq and is a predicted model, not a curated record. NCBI's taxonomy places the organism in Eukaryota, Viridiplantae, Streptophyta, Magnoliopsida, Malpighiales, Euphorbiaceae. The coding region runs from base 79 to 378 and encodes 99 amino acids. Gene Ontology annotation, molecular function: metal ion binding. The transcript is spliced from 3 exons.